GAAAGUAUUGUUGUUCGAAUUUUGUAGUAACUUAUAAAUAACGAAGAAACAACAAAUAAUGGAUAAUACAGAGUCUGCGGAAAUGUCUGUUGAUGAAGGUAAGGCCGAUGAGUUGGCGGAGCACGUUGAAAUAACCAGUAAUACAGAUGAACCUACAAUAGCAAGUCCCCAAUCAGAACCUAAGCCUACAGUUGCGCUUGCAGAAGACACGGGCGUAUCGAUGGAGUUUCAAGAAAAUUUAAAAGAUGUUUCCAACAUUGUUGCAAAUGAAAAACCGGAAGUUGAACCUGUUGCGUGUGUUCCACGAGAACUGAUUGACGACCAUUCAUCUAAUCUUAUAGAAUCUUCAGAUACAGCUGCUGAAACAAAUGCUAAAACAGCCUCCACCGACCUUAAUGCAGAAACAGUUCCCUUAACACCUUUGGUUACAGUAGGUUUGUCGGAACAAGAAACGCUCACAGAACCAAAUGCCGAUUUGAUUAAUGCAAAUGUGUCGCUCACUCGAAAUACACAAUCAAAUACGUCGAAUGCUUUGGGUUUGUUGGCGACUUAUGACUCUGGCUCAGAUUCGGAUGUGGAGGAAAUUUGCAAUAGUGACAAUGAUGAACAUUCUGUUUUGGAGGUGCCCGUGGCAAAUCUCAGGGACCAUCGUAUUCCUGUGGUGGCCGUCAGUUCUGGUAGUGAGAGCAGUGACAGCUCAGACUCGGAUUCCGAUGGCGAGUAUCUGACCGUGCUGCGUAAAGAAAUUGAAAAAUCUACGAAAACAGAUGACUGUGACGAUGAUGAUGACGACGAUGAUGGGACGGGGGGCGAGCGACCACGACGUCGUCAGCCACCAAAAGUGCGUGGAGAGCUGCUACUAGAUGAUUUGCCACCAAUACAACAAUUAGAGAUCACAGUUCCUGAGGAUGAAUGCAUUGAGUUGGGGAAGGUGCACUCGAUUGUUGAUCAGCUGGUGUUAGUAAGCGUAUUGCCGAAUUCCAUGCUUUUUGAUCUCGACACGGUUCUUUUCCUUGAAAAGGGACGCAAGGUUCUUGGUGAGGUGUUUGACGUGCUUGGCCAAGUGACCGAUCCCAUAUAUUGCGUUCGGUUCAAUAGCAACAAACAGAUUUUGGAACGUGACAUUAAUCUAGGAGACAUUGUUUAUUGUGCUCCCAAAUCUGAGCACACACAGUUUGUAAUACUUUCAAAGCUAAUGCAGAUACGCGGAUCGGAUGCAUCGUGGGAGCAUGAUGUCGAACCGCCCACACGCUACAUAGACUACUCCGACGAUGAGGCCGAGCGGGAGGCGCGUUUUGACCGGCGUAGGAAACACCGUGAACGUAUCAACUCAGCUGAUUCUAAUGAAUCUGUGACAUCAACUAGCGCCAGCACGAGCACAGCAGAGCCGACGGCCGCACCAAUGCGUCGACGCAGGCGCGGAAACCAGCGCGAGCCGCAAAGUUGUGGCAGCUCUGUGGGAGCACAAGACUCCCGAUCUCGUUCGCAAUCGCGUGAUUCACAAUAUAACUACCACCCGAGCUACAAUCCAGGAAGCUGGCAUUCCAAAUACUAUCACAACAAUCACCCGAAUUACCCACAUCCACCCAGCGCUAACUUUAAUAUGCUUCCUCCAGGCAUGCACUUUCCAAUGCCCACCCACGGCUACGGUAUAAUGCCAUUCCCAUAUGCCAUGCCCCCGGCCUUUAUGCCAAUGCCAACGCCCAGGCAUAUGUUCCAACAAUAUGGCCAUCCACCGUCAACAGAACAACAACCGCCUGAGUAGGGAAACUUGAAAAUGAUUUGUAUGCUUUAAUUACUUUAAUAAAAACUGUUGUACAUACAUAAAUGUUAAAAUGCAUAAAUGUG
Scaptodrosophila lebanonensis is the source of this 1848-nucleotide messenger RNA. RefSeq names its product H/ACA ribonucleoprotein complex non-core subunit NAF1. NCBI's taxonomy places the organism in Eukaryota, Metazoa, Arthropoda, Insecta, Diptera, Drosophilidae. The transcript has 2 exons. Gene Ontology annotation, cellular component: sno(s)RNA-containing ribonucleoprotein complex. The coding region runs from base 59 to 1765 and encodes 568 amino acids. The record is from RefSeq and is a predicted model, not a curated record. Gene Ontology annotation, molecular function: RNA binding. Gene Ontology annotation, biological process: box H/ACA snoRNP assembly; ribosome biogenesis; pseudouridine synthesis.